Messenger RNA from Aricia agestis (brown argus), 3081 nucleotides. RefSeq names its product formin-binding protein 4-like. Lineage: Eukaryota; Metazoa; Arthropoda; Insecta; Lepidoptera; Lycaenidae. The coding region runs from base 126 to 2474 and encodes 782 amino acids. The transcript has 10 exons. Gene Ontology annotation, molecular function: protein binding. The record is from RefSeq and is a predicted model, not a curated record.
GGCGGCGUCAUGUUAUAAUUAUAUUUCUCUGAUUUUCGCACAAACUAAAUAAGCAAAUUAGUGUUAAUUAUAUAAAUUACUCGUAGCAACGAAAAGUUUUCCAUAGAACUUGAAAUCUUCCUGCCAUGAGUAAGACAAAUCCGUUAGGUCUAGUCAACUAUGGCGACUCUGAUGAGGAGUCAGAUGAUGGACGGGGGUCCAAAGCACCUGAGGGGUUCGCUCGACCCCCCAGUUACCCGAACACCACGCCACAGGUCCCAGCACCCGCGGGGGUACACCCCGCACCGAUACCGCAUUGCCCUUGGUCAGCGUGUUACGAUGAGAACAGUGGUUUCACAUACUAUUGGAACCAGUUUACUAAUGCUGUCACCUGGGAGGCACCACCGGAGUAUUUGCUUGCUCUUAAGUUAGCUCAGCAGCAAUUAAAUAUUUCAGGUUCAACAGAAGUUUCAGCAGAGGAAUGGCAGUUGUACCAACAAGCACUAGCAGAGAAACAAAAUGUUCAAACCAAAGCAUUCUUGAAGUUGCCAGCUGCUAAACUUGUCAAAAAGUUUGACAAGCCUCCUCCACCUGAUAAAAAUCCAAAAAUGAAUAAGAAAAGGCCACUGAGUGAUGACGAAGAAGAAAAGAUAGAGUUGAUCACUUCCUACCACAACUCGGAUUCGGAAUCAAAUGAUGAAUCCGACAAAAGCAAGGAUGUAUCCUUCAAGGCUUCUCCUGUUGUAAAGAAACCGGUUAAAAUUGCACCCACACCGGCCAAAAAGGUGAAGAAACAAGUCACCCAGUACGGACCGUCACUGCCGCCAAACCAAAACUACAGUGUACCAAUUGGACCAGAAAUGCCACCACAGCUAAUGAACAAUAAUAAAUCACCAGAACGUAAGAUUGAAGUGUCAACUAAGAAUCAGGCCACAAAAGCAGAUGAUGAUGAAAAUCAAGACGAAGAUGAACUGCUAAAGAAACUUAAAGACAAAGCAAAACUUCUAGAAAAGCUAGGUGGAGAAUUACCAACGGAACUCCAGAAAAUUAUCAAAGAGGACACAAAAUCUACAACUUCGUCACCAAAAGUGGACAGUUUAGAUAUAGAUGACUUAUUACAAGAGAUUGAGAAGAAGGAACUACCUAAAGUCAAAGGGGCUAAGUCAGUCAGUGGUAAUAGUUCACCCAGUGGAGUAAGGACUCCACCAUUAGAAGAGUUAAAAGCGCUUUAUCCUAAUGGUAAUUUCAAUGAGAGUACAAGUCUGUUUCCAAGCGCAGCAAAUAUUGAGGAGAAAGAUAUUAAGCCGAGCACUCCGCCCCCUCCGUUGCCACCGGAGAAGAAAGAAAAUGUUUACCUGAAAGACUCGAAUGAAGUAGCUCCUGUCACAAGAAAGAAGUUGAGGAUAUCAAAUUCGGUGUUGCCAGCAAAGAAAGUUGAAGUGCCAAGUUACACCACAAAGUAUUCAUCAUUUAUUGAAGGAUUCUCAACGGAAAGGACUGGAUUAGGUUUUAGUAAAGAGGAAAAUGAUGUAGAUAGUCCAAAGAAUACAGUGAACUAUGGCAACGGGUUGACAUUUACCAAGGGGGAGGUUUUAAAUGAGGAAAAGAAAGAUGAGUCUUUAGACGACUUGAUAGACUUGGUUGAAGCGAAGCUCAAGUAUUUGAAUGAACUGCAGCCGUACCAGUUGACACAAAUCCAAGAAAUGUUAAUACAAUUAAAUGUGGUGGCGUCAGCGUACCGCGCGGGCGCGCUGCGGCACUCCUGGGCGCGGUGCUGGGCGGAGAGAGCGGGCGCGGCGCUGGCGUCGCACGAGGCGGCCGCCGCGCCCCCCGGCUGGACGGCCAGAUUCGAGAGGUCUGAACGGCGCUACUGCUACCGGCGGGAGGACGGGUUCACGCAGUGGGAGUAUCCGGUGGGCACGGCUGAUAUGGAUAUUUGCACCACGCCCCCGCCCCCGGAGGUGGACAAUAAGGAGCCGCCUCCGCCGCCCCCGCCGCCCGUGGUGUCGUCGUGGUCUCGCGCGACGCCGCCGCCGCCCGGCACCGAGCCGCCGCAAGCCGCGCCGCCGCCGCCGCCCCUACCGCCUCCAGAGCCGAAGAAAGAGAUAGGCGAUGAACUGAUGUCGUUCUACGCGGACAUUGCCGAGCUUGAAAAAGACGUGCCCAAAGAAUCGAAGAAAGAAGUUAAAGACGCAAAGAAAGAACUUAAAGACGCGAAGAAAGAGGUUAAAGACGCGAAGAAAGAGGUUAAAGGCGCAAACAAAGAGGUUAAAGACACGAAGAAAGAUGUUAAAGACUUUAAGGAAAUUUCUAGACCAAGCACGCGGUCGUCGUCGCCCGAACCGCCGCCGCCACCGGAGAUAAAAGCCGACAUCAAAAUGUCGAAGAAGAAAUCAAAGGUGAAACUCUCCUCAUCUCUUGGUAUGAAGAACAAAUCGGUGUCUUCCCUCGUAGCCAAGUGGCAGCAGGUCGCCGAAGAAAUUGACUCCGACUGAGCAUUGUUCUUCUACAUUUGGUGGCGGAACAAUCAGCGUCAUUCUGAAUGGCGCUAUCGAGUCUUCCAAGUGCGUUCCGAUUUAUACAACAGCUAAAAACUUACUCGCUCGGAAGAUCACGCUUCGAUUACCCGUCAUUUAAACCAGGAGUUCCCAAACUUAUUUUUCUACUUUGAGAAAAAAAAUAUAUUUAGCGCCCCCUUUGUUUAAAUCUAAAAUGCAUCCAGAUGAAAUUAAUUACCCCCUAAGCCUCUUCACAUCGCCCCCAUUUUUCUGGGUCCCACACCCCCCUUUAGACCUUCAGCGCCCAAAUAGGGCGUUAUCACCCACUUUGGGAAAGGCUGAUUUAAAUGAAAAAGAUGAAUAGUUAGACUGAAAAACACUCAUUCUUCCUUUUGGUUUCUGUUGUUAUGUAAACUAACUUCUUAAAGAAUGUCGAAAACUAGAAAGGUGUUACAAAUAAUUACUAGAUAAUCUAGAAAUGACCAAGCAGUUUGUUGUUUACAACAUUAUGAAUCUUUGAGAGCAGCUGAAGUUCUUGAUUGUCUAAAUAAUAUCAUGAGACUAGAAAAAAUUAUUACCAACCAUAUUGUUAAAAUUUAAAAAA